AUGGACGAGAAGCUACAGGCAGAGAUACGGGAGGUCGACCCCGAGGUGGCCUUCCCGGCUAACCAGCAGCACGUACACUCGACAUGGGCCCGCACAUUCCACUCGCGACCCGAGCUGUACAUCCAACCAGAAAGCACCCAAGAAAUUCAAAAGAUUAUCAAGCUCGCCCGACGAAGCAGGAGACGCGUUGUCGUCGUCGGCUGCGGCCACUCGCCUAGUGAUCUGACCUGCACUUCAUCAUGGAUGGUCAACCUUGACAAGUACAACCGUGUGCUCAAUGUCGACCGCGACCGCAAGCGCCUCACUGUUCAGGGUGGCAUCCGUCUGCGCGACCUGAACUUGGCCGCCAGCAGCCAUGGCCUCACCAUGCCCAACCUCGGCAGUAUCCACGAUCAAUCCAUUGUCGGCGCCAUCUCGACCGCCACCCACGGCAGCACCCUUAAACACGGUCUCAUGUCCGACUCGGUCAAGUCCAUUCGCAUCGCCCUUUCCGACGGUUCGAUUGCUUCCUGUUCGCCAGACGAGAACCAGGAUCUCUUCCGCGCUGCCCUCACAUCGCUCGGUGCCCUCGGAAUUAUUACUGAAGUUGAGUUUGAGAUGACCGAUGCCACCAACAUUGAAUGGGAGCAAACACUGAAACCCCUUGACUGGGUGCUUUCGCGCUGGGAUAAGGAUCUGUGGACAAACAAGGAAUUCACCCGUGUCUGGUGGUUGCCUUAUAUGAAGAGAGCCAUCGUCUGGUCUGCCUCCAAGACUGACAAGCCAGAGAGACCUCCAGUAUCCAGCUGGUAUGGAGGUUCUGUCGGCUUCCAUACCUACCAUAUUCUUCUCUGGAUCUCAAACUACAUUCCUCGUAUUCUUCCUGCCAUUGAGUGGUUCGUCUUCGGUAUGCAGUACGGCUUCUCCGAUCAUGCUGUUACUAGUGGCAUCGAGCCUCAGCGAACUGGUCUGCUUAUGAACUGCCUAUACUCACAAUUUGUCAACGAGUGGGCUUUGCCUCUUGAGAAGGGCCCCGAAGCUAUUACUCGUAUGUCUGCAUGGAUUAACGGCGAGGAAGGCUCCGGCAUCCCCUUCAGCAACAAGGGACUAUAUGUCCACGCCCCUGUCGAAGUCCGUGUUUCUGAUACUUCUCGAGUUCAACCCAGACCUUGGAUGGACAACACCAACCCGAACGGUCCCACUCUCUAUCUUAACGCCACUCUCUACCGUCCCUUCUUGAAGGAUCCUCCUUGCCACGAGCGCUACUACGAAGCCUUCGAAUACCUCAUGAAGGAACUCGGAGGCAAGCCUCAUUGGGCAAAGAACUUCUCGACUGUCACUCACGAUGAUCUCCAAAACAUGUUCGGUGACAACCUAACAUCCUUCCUACGCGUGCGCAACGAGGUUGACCCCGAUGGUGUUUUCCUCGGCGCAUGGCACCGCUGCUACCUGUUGCCUGCCGACACCCCUCGUUUCGCUUGCGAAGAGAAGGAGCUGGCAAGGACGAAGGCUGCUGAUGGUGGCAGGAAUUGUUGCAUUGAUUCGACCAUCGAGCCACCUCCUCUUCUUAUCACAUACAAGGCUGUCCAGCUUUGA
Messenger RNA from Aureobasidium musti, 1575 nucleotides. The record is from the annotation of a GenBank genome assembly. Lineage: Eukaryota; Fungi; Ascomycota; Dothideomycetes; Dothideales; Saccotheciaceae.